AUGGAUGGUCUUAUCUUUGGGCCUAUAGAUCUACUGGUGUUCUUCACGUACAUGGGAUACGCCACAGGCAAGAACACAGCUGAAGUGAAAGAAGGACUCAAGAGGGAUUUUCUUCCAGCUCUAGCUCUUGAAGGCGGAGCAUGGCCGCUUCUUCAGAUUGCAAACUUCAGAUAUGUUCCCGUGCAAUACCAGUUGCUUUACGUCAAUAUCUUUUGCCUAGUAGACAGUGCUUUCCUCUCAUGGGUCGAGCAACAGAAGGAUGCAGCUUGGAAACAAUGGUUUACUUCAUUUCAACCACUGAAAGAACGAGGUGGCCACGGCGGAGAUAUGGCUAAAGAAAUGAGCUAUGACCGCCUCCGAGUGGUACUCUUGGUAGAAACACUGCAGACGCCUCAAGGCAUGAACAAUAACUGA
Messenger RNA from Camelina sativa (false flax), 414 nucleotides. The record is from RefSeq and is a predicted model, not a curated record. Lineage: Eukaryota; Viridiplantae; Streptophyta; Magnoliopsida; Brassicales; Brassicaceae.